Fusarium fujikuroi IMI 58289 is the source of this 726-nucleotide messenger RNA. RefSeq names its product related to HD family hydrolase. The record is from RefSeq and is a predicted model, not a curated record. The transcript has 3 exons. Gene Ontology annotation, cellular component: cytoplasm. The coding region runs from base 1 to 726 and encodes 241 amino acids. NCBI's taxonomy places the organism in Eukaryota, Fungi, Ascomycota, Sordariomycetes, Hypocreales, Nectriaceae. Gene Ontology annotation, molecular function: 5'-deoxynucleotidase activity.
AUGUCUAAAGAAAGUUCAGAGAAACCAAUUCACGGCUCAGAGAAUGGCGAACCAUGGACGGUUGAGAAAGCCUUGAGUCACAAUGACCUAGUUCAUAUAUCAGACUCACCGAUCUCAUUUUUCCAUCUUCUUGGCCUUCUCAAGACAACAAAGCGUGAAGGCUGGAAGAGACAUGGAAUUAAUCCCGAGUCGGUUGCAGAUCAUUCUUAUCGAAUGGGCAUGGUAGCAAUGUUUGCACCACAGGAACUUGACCAAGCCAAGUGCAUGAAGAUGUGCCUUGUUCACGACAUUGCAGAAUCUGUCGUGGGAGAUAUUACUCCUUUCAGCGGCGUCUCUAGGACUGAAAAGGGUAGAAGAGAGGCCUCAACCAUUGCUUACAUUGCCAGUCGAUGGUCUGGACCAUACACUGCCGAGAUUGAAACGCUGUGGCAUGAAUUCGAAGCUGGUGAAACUCCGGAGGCUCAGUUUGCCCAGGACAUUGACAAAAUUGAGCUCCUUCUGCAAGCAGUUGAGUACGAAAGGGAGAGUAAGAAUAAAAAAGAUCUGGGUGAGUUCAUGGGAGUUGCCCGAAAGUUAAGAACUGAAGCUGGAAAAGCAUGGGCAAAUGAAAUACUGGGGGAUAGGGAGAGGUUUUGGGAGGGCCGACAACACUUGAGGGGAGAACAUGCCCAACAGGGAGGGCUCUCUGAGGAGAUGACAAAGGCCCAUGAUGCAUAUUAUGGAUAG